This is a messenger RNA of Chinchilla lanigera (long-tailed chinchilla), 3418 nucleotides long. It is a transcript of the gene Aqp2, whose product is annotated as aquaporin 2 (collecting duct). Lineage: Eukaryota; Metazoa; Chordata; Mammalia; Rodentia; Chinchillidae. The record is from RefSeq and is a predicted model, not a curated record. Gene Ontology annotation, molecular function: water channel activity. Gene Ontology annotation, biological process: transmembrane transport. Bases 124 to 993 code for a protein of 289 amino acids. The transcript is spliced from 5 exons. Gene Ontology annotation, cellular component: apical plasma membrane; plasma membrane.
CCCUAUAAGUGCUCGUGGCCCAGCCUCCUAGAGGCCCAGAGAAAGAGAGAGAGAAAGAGAGCGCGCGCCGCACAAACCUCCUGGCCCCAGGCCGCCGGGCCAGCCCACAGCAGGCCCCACAGCAUGUGGGAGCUCCGGUCCAUAGCCUUCUCCAGGGCCGUGCUGGCGGAGUUCCUGGCCACGCUCCUCUUCGUCUUCUUCGGUCUUGGCUCAGCCCUCAACUGGCCACAGGCCCUGCCCUCUGUGCUGCAGAUCGCCAUGGCUUUUGGCCUUGGCAUCGGCACCCUGGUGCAGGCUCUAGGUCAUGUCAGCGGGGCUCACAUCAACCCGGCCGUGACCGUGGCCUGCCUGGUGGGCUGCCACGUCUCCUUCCUCCGAGCCAUCUUCUACGUGGCCGCCCAGCUUCUGGGAGCCGUAGCAGGGGCUGCGCUGCUCCAUGAGAUCACGCCAGCAGAAAUCCGCGGGGACCUGGCCAUCAAUGCUCUCAACCACAACACCACAGCUGGCCAGGCGGUGACUGUGGAGCUCUUCCUGACGCUGCAGCUGGUGCUCUGCAUCUUCGCCUCCACCGACGAGCGCCGAGGGGACAACCUGGGCAGCCCCGCCCUCUCCAUCGGUUUCUCCGUGACCCUGGGCCAUCUUCUUGGGAUCUACUACACUGGCUGCUCCAUGAAUCCUGCUCGCUCACUGGCCCCGGCUGUCGUCACCGGUUUUCUGGAUCGGACCCCUGGUUGGCGCCAUCCUGGGCUCCCUCCUCUACAACUACCUGCUGUUCCCCUCGGCCAAGAGCCUGUCGGAGCGCCUGGCGGUGCUGAAGGGCCUGGAGCCGGACGCCGACUGGGAGGAGCGCGAGAGGAUGAAUCCUCCGAGCCAGCCACUCCGAGGAGAAGAGGAAAGGAGAGUUUGAAGGGAAGGCCCUCAGUCCAACCCCUGCCUUACCCCUUCUGGAAAAUUCCCCCAAGCUGCAGCACCAGGCCUCAAGACUUGCCCUGAUGCAUUGGUGGAGGUGGAGAAGUAUCAACCAGGAAACAGCCCCCCCUCCUCCCCCCCCUCCCCGAAUGGCAUCUAAAAAAGGAGGGCUGAGGCUGGGUGUGGCAGCACACGCCUGUAAUCCCAGCACUCCGGAGGCUGAGGCAGGAGAACCCUGUCUCAAAAAAGAAAGAAAGAAAGAGGGCUGAGCUGCCAAAGAUUUCCUCUCUGCCCUUAGGCAGGACUCUUCCUGUACAUCCACAGGUGCAUGCAUGCACAAACACGAGACCCCCAUGGGGGGAGGGGACAGACCCACAGAUUAGCCUUCUUCUUGGGUGGAGAAAACAAAAGCCCUUUGUGGGCCCCUGGCCUUUGUCUUCAGGAGGGGGAGAUUUGCAACUAGACACUUCUUGAAAGCAGACACUCAGUUUCGCAAGUGAGCCUCUGGCCCAGCUCACACCUAUGGCUGGCUGGGCAGGGCACUCAGGCGUGCAACCACCACACCAGGCAGCACACCAUCUGGGUCCCACUGCUCCCCCGGCCCCACGGAGCACUCCUCCCCCCAGGAGUCUCUGCGCCCUCCCUCCCUGGGGGUGGAACCAGACAGUCCCUUAAAUUGGGCGCCCCUUCUCGCUUCCACACUGAACAUUUACUGUGGACUCUGUGGACCAGAAAAGGAAACGACUUGCCGGGGGCAGAGGCAGAUCUGAACCUAGAACCCGGGUUUCUACAUUUCCAGGCCAGUGCAAUGGUUCUCAAGUGAGACUGCAUAGGACUGAGACCACGCGUAUAAAAAUGCCGGGUGAAUAGUAAUUCUUAAUACCAGUAGCACCCAUUAUUAGGAUGAUUCUCACUAUUUCUGCUUCCUCAGGAAGGAGGAGGGAGCAGAAGAGGCCUGACCUUCAGCCUCUUUCCCCUCUUUUAGUUGGUGGUCAAAGCAAAGGAGAGCUCAGGAGCCCCAGGUUCCGGGCAGAAGGAAACAGGUUGGGCUGGCCCCGUUCUGGGCCAGCCUCUGAACUCUCAUUACCUUGGGCACACACCAGCGGUUCCUCCCCUUCUUUCCCCACACCAUCCGGGCCUUUCCUCCCCCCAGCCUGCCGCACAACUGGCCGGGAUCACACCUGAAGCCCUUUUCUCCAAGUUCUCAGCUGCUCCAAGCUUUCAAGGCUUUUGUCUGUUUGUCCCCCACUUUACCAGACUCCCGCUGUGUGCCUCUUUCUCCCCAGGCCUCCUUCACAGAUAGACCAUGCACAGGGACAUCUCUGUUGCCGCUGUGUGCUCUCAUGCAGGCUCUUUUUUUUCUGUCUUCCUUGACCAAAGCUCUCUUUGAAGUGAGAAGAAGGCUUGCUGGGCGAUUGCUGCUGUGGGGAGAACACUGCCUCCAAACCCCCUUCCUCCUGGUAGCUGAGUGUCCUUGCCCUAGAAGGUCGAAAGCAGCAAGGCACCUCGUCCACGCCCCACUGCAUUCUAACAAACAAGGCACCAAGCAUCUCUGUCUGUCUGUACCACUUCCUAGCUUGAGUCUUGCCAAAACACAAAUGUGAGAUUCCCCACUACUUCUAGCCCCUACUGCCCAGAUUGGGUUCAGAGGCCAGGGCAGGAUUCCAAGUGACAGGGUGGAGGGAAGUUCACAGUUGCUGAGCACCUGAGUGCCAGCCACCCUGCGACUGCCUUAUCUCAUCCUAAAACUGCAGUCAGGAAGGACACUGAGCCCCGCUAUGCAAGGUUUAACUAUUCCCAAAGCACUCCCUUAGCAUCCCUGUGAUUGCUUCCCAACCCUGUGAAAUAGCUAAAUACUCUUCCUAUCUGAUAAAUUCAGAAGCUCAGGGAAAGAUAAUGGCCUACAACACACAGUCAUUGGAUCCAAGACUUAAACUCAGGUCUUCUUAUGCAAACCCCCAUAAUCUUUUCCCUAAGGCAAGCCCUGGGCUCCUCCUGGGAGCCCCUGAAGAAACCAGAACACUCAGCUGGGCCUGUCCAGCCCAGCCCAGUCCAGGCCACUGUCUGCGAGUGGACACAGAGUCUGGUAGGGAGGAGGUGAUAAAGGACACAGGGCUGGUUUCUGCCUUUGGAGGCCACCCAGGGAGGUCAGAUAUAGGUCACACCGGCCAGAGAUGAGGCAGUUUGGAGACAGACCUCAGGUCCUUGAGCUGAGCUGAGAGGAGAAGGGGGCUGACCACAGGCCCAGGAACACCCUUCUCCACACCCCACUUUGUGCCAAAUGAUCUGGUACCCGCAAAAGUUGCUGUGAUGUUUUGUUCGUCUGAGCUGUGAUUUCGCGUGUAUCCAAUGUCUUCCAGCUAGACUGUAAGCCCUUCGGGGCAGAGCGCCUUGCACUUCCUGGGUGGCAUUUUCCUAUCUAUCUUCCCUCCUUGGUCCUUGUCUAACCUUAUCUUACUAUAAGCUCUGCCUAUAGUAAGCACUCAAUAAAUGCUCAUUUAUCUAUCAA